Messenger RNA from Asparagus officinalis (garden asparagus), 1556 nucleotides. Its product is annotated as crossover junction endonuclease MUS81-like. The transcript is spliced from 11 exons. Bases 670 to 1245 code for a protein of 191 amino acids. Gene Ontology annotation, cellular component: Holliday junction resolvase complex; nucleus. Lineage: Eukaryota; Viridiplantae; Streptophyta; Magnoliopsida; Asparagales; Asparagaceae. Gene Ontology annotation, biological process: mitotic intra-S DNA damage checkpoint signaling; double-strand break repair via break-induced replication; resolution of meiotic recombination intermediates. The record is from RefSeq and is a predicted model, not a curated record. Gene Ontology annotation, molecular function: 3'-flap endonuclease activity; crossover junction DNA endonuclease activity.
GAGGAAGACAAGAAUACAUUUCCAUGAUUUUAUGUUGAGCGUCCAUAGUCGCUUAUAGAUGCAUAAAGGAGUAGAAGAUCCGCUCGAAGUUGUUGCAGGGGAAAUAUCAGAUUAGUCAAUUCUUUUAUGUCUCGAUGAAUUUAUGGUGAAUGAUGUUGCUGAUGCUUUGAUAUUAAAUCAUCUUUUUGGGCAUCUAUUCAGCAAAGGAGUUGUCUUGCUCUCCACUUAAAAUCGUGCUCCAAAUAAUCUUUACGAAGGUGGUCUUCAGAGGGAUCUUUUCUUACCAUUUAUCGCUACCCUAAAGGAAAGGUGCACUGUUCAUGCAAUUAGUUCUUCCACAGAUUACCAAAAAAUGACUUCUGCUGAGCAGGGUUUCAAUUUUAUUGGACAUGAAUACUCUGGACUUCUUAAAGAGAAGUUUCAGCAGUUAUUUGGGAAAGAAACUCCUGGCCCACAAGUUGUGGAAGUUGUUAUGGGAAGAAAGCUGCAGGUUCCACUAUGGGAUAAUGUAUGUGCAUAUUUUUCAUUUGAAGAACUCUGUGAUAGACCUCUGGGAGCUGCGGACUAUUUUGGGUUGUUUAAGAAGUUUCACACAUUAGCACUUGAAGGCGUCCCAAAAUUUGGAAUCAUAUAAACAUGUGAGUAUCUAUUCUACUAUUUUCUAGAUACAUGCUAACUCAAGAAGGCCAAGAAGCUGCACGUGAAUGCAUCCUGAGAUCUGGUUUAAAUGAUUCUUCUGCUCUGUUGACUGCAAUAAAUGGAUCUCAAAGCUCUCUUGAUCAGCAAACAGUAUCACAUUUGGAUUCUGCUGUCACUGAAAGAAAAGCAAGGUUUUCCUUUAGUAGUUCAAGCUGUCAAAAGGAAUUGAAUGAUGUUUCUAGGAAAUUUGGGGAUGACAUAGUGGUUUCUUAUGAUUCUGACUCCAUUCCUGCCGAACUUGAGAGUUAUUCUGCAACUGCAGAAUUUAUUACUUUCUCUUCCAUGGAUACAGGUAACAAGAAAGGUUUUAUUUCUGCUGCUGCUUAUCAUGAAAAUACACUCCAUAAUAAUGUAGCUACGAGUUCUUUCAAUCUGAGGGGUUGCACUUCACAUGAUGUUCCUGUUAAAAAAUCAAUAGAUGUGGGCAUAGAGGUAAAAGAUGCAAACAUUUUGGCGAUGCCACCUCGAAUUUUUGGGGAGAACUUUGAAGAGACCUAUGAUGUUAUCUUGAUAUUGGAUGAUCGUGAAAACUUUGGGUCAGUAUGAGUUCCUCCAACCAAAUUCCCUACUGGACAACUCACCCACUACCCCAAACCAAAAGAAAGAAAAAGGAAACAAUCUACCACUUGCAUUUCAGUUUCUGAAAAAUUUUCAGAUUCCUUUAUUUGAGUUUUCAUUGUCACUUCUCCCUAUAAUUAUAUGUCUAUGGAACACAUUUUGUCUGUUCAAGAUCACUAUCUUGUUUUUAUUUGUAAAUAUUUCACACAUGACUGUCUUUUAGUAAACCAAGCUUGAAACAUUUAUGGGUAGACAUAACAGUAUAAUCACCAUUUGCUUUAUCUUCAAAGGUACUUCUA